UGCGCAACCUUUCACGGCAAAGUGAACCAAGAUGGCGGCUGUUGUUGAAAAUGUUGUAAAACUGCUGGGAGAGCAGUGCUACAGAGACGCCAUGGAGCAGUGCCAUAACUACAACGCCCGGCUAUGUGCCGAGAGGAGUGUCCGAAUGCCCUUCCUGGACUCUCAGACUGGAGUGGCGCAGAGCAACUGUUACAUUUGGAUGGAGAAGAGACACAGGGGACCAGGAGUGGCCCCAGGACAGCUGUACACCUACCCAUCCCGCAGGUGGAGGAAGAAACAACGAGCCCUCCCCCCAGAGGAUCCCCGGCUGGUCUUCCCCCCUCUAAAGUCAGAACUGGACUUGGGUUUUAAGAAGGAUGCCCUGUCAUCAUCUGAUGGCAGCAGUCUGGAAGCCCUGCUGAAGGGGGAACCCCUGGAUAAACGGGGUCCUCCGGAGCUCCAUGGGCCAGAAGAGGAGUCCAGUCUGGCAGACUACACUUGUGGGGAAGUUACUCCUGCAGCACGCGUCAGAAAGAGAGUCCUGGAGCCAGAUGACUUCCUGGAUGACUUGGAGGAUGAGGACUAUGAGGAGGACACUCCCAAAAGAAGAGGCAAAGGAAAGGGAAAGGGUCGUGGAGUGAGCAGUGCCAAGAAGAAGCUGGAUGCUGCGGCGGCUGCACUGGAGGACAAGGACAAGCCUUACUCCUGUGACAGUGAGUCCCAGCAGGGCUUUGGAGGAGAACAGUGGGAGUGCAGAUGGCUUUGGAGGAGAACAGUGGGAGUGCAGAUGGCUUUGGAGGAGAACAGUGGGAGUGCAGAUGGCUUUGGAGGAGAACAGUGGGAGUGCAGAUGGCUUUGGAGGAGAACAGUGGGAGUGCCGAUGGCUUUGGAGGAGAACAGUGGGAGUGCCGAUGGCUUUGGAGGAGAACAGUGGGAGUGCAGAUGGCUUUGGAGGAGAACAGUGGGAGUGCAGAUGGCUUUGGAGGAGAACAGUGGGAGUGCAGAUGGCUUUGGAGGAGAACAGUGGGAGUGCAGAUGGCUUUGGAGGAGAACAGUGGGAGUGCAGAUGGCUUUGGAGGAGAACAGUGGGAGUGCAGAUGGCUUUGGAGGAGAACAGUGGGAGUGCAGAUGGCUUUGGAGGAGAACAGUGGGAGUGCAGAUGGCUUUGGAGGAGAACAGUGGGAGUGCAGAUGGCUUUGGAGGAGAACAGUGGGAGUGCAGAUGGCUUUGGAGGAGAACAGUGGGAGUGCAGAUGGCUUUGGAGGAGAACAGUGGGAGUGCAGAUGGCUUUGGAGGAGAACAGUGGGAGUGCAGAUGGCUUUGGAGGAGAACAGUGGGAGUGCAGAUGGCUUUGGAGGAGAACAGUGGGAGUGCAGAUGGCUUUGGAGGAGAACAGUGGGAGUGCAGAUGGCUUUGGAGGAGAACAGUGGGAGUGCAGAUGGCUUUGGAGGAGAACAGUGGGAGUGCAGGUUGCUUUGGAGGAGAACAGUGGGAGUGCCGAUGGCUUUGGAGGAGAACAGUGGGAGUGCCGGUGGCUUUGGAGGAGAACAGUGGGAGUGCAGAUGGCUUUGGAGGAGAACAGUGGGAGUGCAGGUGGCUUUGGAGGAGAACAGUGGGAGUGCCGGUGGCUUUGGAGGAGAACAGUGGGAGUGCCGGUGGCUUUGGAGGAGAACAGUGGGAGUGCAGAUGGCUUUGGAGGAGAACAGUGGGAGUGCAGGUUGCUUUGGAGGAGAACAGUGGGAGUGCCGAUGGCUUUGGAGGAGAACAGUGGGAGUGCCGAUGGCUUUGGAGGAGAACAGUGGGAGUGCCGAUGGCUUUGGAGGAGAACAGUGGGAGUGCAGGUUGCUUUGGAGGAGAACAGUGGGAGUGCAGGUUGCUUUGGAGGAGAACAGUGGGAGUGCAGAUGGCUUUGGAGGAGAACAGUGGGAGUGCAGAUGGCUUUGGAGGAGAACAGUGGGAGUGCAGAUGGCUUUGGAGGAGGGCCUACUCUCUUUACUCCCUAGGAACUCUCUUGUUGGGAAGCGGACAGUCGGUUGUUUUUCACUCCUGAAAUUGUCUUCCCUUGCAGAUUAAAUUUGGGGUGAUGUUGAUGUCUUUCUGAUUGUCAGUCUUUGAGCGUACUUCCCUGAGUCUCUCUCUGUUCCUUCAGUCUUUGAGCGUACUUCUCUGAGUCUCUCGCAAUAUACUGUCAGUCUGUGAGCGUACUUCUCUGAGUCUCUCUCUUCUGUCAGUCUGUGAGCGUACUUCUCUGAGUCUCUCUAUACUGUCAGUCUGUGAGCGUACUUCUCUGAGUCUCUCUCUCUUCUGUCAGUCUGUGAGCGUACUUCUCUGAGUCUCUCUCUCUCUUCUGUCAGUCUGUGAGCGUACUUCUCUGAGUCUCUCUAUACUGUCAGUCUGUGAGCGUACUUCUCUGAGUCUCUCUCUCUCUUCUGUCAGUCUGUGAGCGUACUUCUCUGAGUCUCUCUCUCUUCUGUCAGUCUGUGAGCGUACUUCUCUGAGUCUCUCUCUCUUCUGUCAGUCUGUGAGCGUACUUCUCUGAGUCUCUCUAUGCUGUCAGUCUGUGAGCGUACUUCUCUGAGUCUCUCUAUGCUGUCAGUCUGUGAGCGUACUUCUGAGGCUCUCUAUACUGUCAGUCUGUGAGCGUACUUCUCUGAGUCUCUUUCCUUUUCUCUCUUUUCUCUCCUCUCUUUCAGACACUUUCAGACAAAAGCAUAUUUCGCAACCU
This is a messenger RNA of Oncorhynchus keta (chum salmon), 2704 nucleotides long. Its product is annotated as zinc finger protein ubi-d4-like. Gene Ontology annotation, biological process: nervous system development. NCBI's taxonomy places the organism in Eukaryota, Metazoa, Chordata, Actinopteri, Salmoniformes, Salmonidae. The transcript is spliced from 10 exons. Gene Ontology annotation, cellular component: nucleus; nBAF complex. The record is from RefSeq and is a predicted model, not a curated record. Bases 32 to 2029 code for a protein of 665 amino acids.